Messenger RNA from Myotis myotis, 754 nucleotides. It is a transcript of the gene MRPL14, whose product is annotated as mitochondrial ribosomal protein L14. Gene Ontology annotation, biological process: translation. Gene Ontology annotation, molecular function: structural constituent of ribosome. The transcript has 3 exons. The coding region runs from base 113 to 622 and encodes 169 amino acids. Lineage: Eukaryota; Metazoa; Chordata; Mammalia; Chiroptera; Vespertilionidae. The record is from RefSeq and is a predicted model, not a curated record. Gene Ontology annotation, cellular component: mitochondrion; ribosome.
UAGAUGAUGAUGACGAUGACGAUGAGGACAGCUAAUAGGUACCGAGUGCCAGACACCGCGCCCUGUGCUCUGAACGGCUCACGCCGUGACCACCUCUGAGGAUGUGUUGCAGAUGGGGACACGGGCGCUCCGGUUCCUUCUGCAGGGUUGCCGCGCUCUCCAGGAUCUGCCCUCUUGGGAUCCCAUGGCUUUCUUUCCUGGGCUGAGGGGCCCUUUCACCCACAUCAGCAGAGCCCUCAGCCAGCGCUGUUUCAGCACCACUGGGACCCUGGGUGCAAUUCAGAAGAUGACUCGGGUGCGUGUGGUGGACAACAGUGCCCUGGGGAACACCCCGUACCAUCGCCCGCCUCGCUGCAUCCACGUCUACACCAAGAAUGGGGUGGGCAAGGUGGGCGACCGGAUACUGCUGGCCAUCAAGGGACAGAAGAAGAAGGCGCUCAUUGUGGGGCACCGCAUGCCUGGUCCUCGGAUGACCCCCAGGUUCGACUCCAAUAACGUGGUCCUCAUUGAGGACAACGGGAACCCGGUGGGGACCCGCAUUAAGACACCCAUCCCCACCAGCCUGCGCCGGAAGGAAGGCGAGUUUUCCAAGGUGCUGGCCAUUGCUCAGAACUUUGUGUGAGCAGAGCCCAGCCGCCGCGGUCGUGGGGCUCCUGAAGGAGCAGUUCCGAUAACCGCGCCCUUGCUGGCGGGGAGCUUGGGGCCCCGUGGCUGGGGAACAGUGUCCUGUGAGGAAUAAACAUUUUCACAUGUG